AGUGUCUAUUCGUUUCAAGUGUCUAAAAACAAGACGCAUCUCAUGUCAAACUUGUGCCUAAACUAAGCGUUAGACGCAUACAUUGUCUUGUAAGACACUUGGCAUUUAUUACAGUGUGAUAUGGUCAGACAAAGUUCAUUGAGAAUCAUAUGAUUCCUUCUUAUUUUAUUUUCUUACAGGUGUCACUGCUUUGUGGAAAGCAUAAAAAAUUCACUGUGAGACGAAUAAUAUAAAUAUAAAUGUAAAAAUAUAAAUGGUCUAAUUAUCCUUGAUUGGUUUAUUGUAUUAGCUAACCACUGAUCUAUCACUUAACUUAGGUGUCAUUACUUAUUUUCAUUGAACUAUUUUUUUCAAAAAGCAUUUUCCGAAUCCAAAUAUUAAUUACUAAAUCUUUCUGUACUUUUAUUGAAAUUUAAUUUUAGAAGAUAUUUUUUAUGUCAACUUCUUUUAGCUUCGAUUAUCUGCCGGCAGAUGUAUUAUCUUUGUCCGGUUAUGAUUUUUUUCUACUUAUUAAGACUGUUCUUGGUGAACCAGAAGCUAAUCUACUAAAUAAAAUAUCGAUCAAAUCAACAACAUCCUUAAUUCAAACUGAAGAUCCACUUGAUAUCUUUAAUUAUGAUAUUGAUGAUGAAGAGUUAGAAAAACUAAAAGAGGAACUUUCAUUUAAAUUAAAAAAUAAAAAAUUUAUGCUCAAACCUGGAAUUGAUUUUGAUGAAAAUAUAGAUGUAAAAGCAAGUAUUAAAUGCAAAUGUAAUAAAUUAAUAUCGUUAGGUAAAAAUGAUAAUAAAAUUCAAGUAUCUAAUUAUUAUAAACACUUGCAAUCAAAUGGUUAUGAUCAUAUGAAAAACGUCAAAAAAGUUGCAAGAGAAUUAAAAUCAAGUCAACAGCAGCAACAACCAUCAACACCUAUUACAUUAACACCUUCAUGUCGGUCACAGACACCAUUAAUAGGAGUUGCUGUUGUUUCACCAACUAACACACAAAUAACAGCUCAAGUUGAUUCUUCAGCAUUCCCAAAUCAAGCUGCACAUAACGGCAGUAAACGUCGUUUAAUAUCACAAUCACAACAAUAUCGUUCGACAAAAAGAAGCCGUAUAUAA
Molecule: messenger RNA, 1100 nt
Organism: Rotaria sordida
Lineage: Eukaryota; Metazoa; Rotifera; Eurotatoria; Philodinida; Philodinidae
Source: the annotation of a GenBank genome assembly